AAGAAAAUUAUUUUCCGUGAUUGAGUUCAAAUAUCUAUUACAUUUUCACAAGUAUCACAGUUAAAAGAUUUUAAGUAUAAAAUAUGACAUUUUUCUAAUGUUUUUACAUACUUUUUAUAUUUGGCAACGUCACUUUUUUUUGUUAGAGCGUUUUCAAUAUUGGGAGGCAAGUCAGCGCAUGUUUUUUUUCCUUUAGUAGCAAAACGUUGCAGCAGUUGUUUGGGUGUCAUUUUAAAGAAUUGUACAGUAAAACUGGUGAAAUUAUUUUAUUUUAACAAUGGGCAAAAAAAAUGAUAUUUCCCCCAAAAAAUAUUCUGCUGUAAAAACUUUGUUGGGUGAAAAGGUUUACACACAAACUCAAAUAGCUUUAAAAGUUGGUGUAAGUCAGAAAACAGUAAGCAGAAUAAAAAAAUGUGUUGAUAAUCAAGAGCCAUAUGAGCACCACAGAAUAGGGAAUUGUGGUCGUAAAAGAAAAAUAACCCCAAGGACACAAAGAAAUCUGGUUAAAAUGGCACUUAAUAACAGAAGAGCCACAUCUAAGGUGUUGUGUCAACAACUUAAUGAAGCAGGAGUCGAUGUUUCUCCAGUUACUGUUCAGAGAAGGCUUUUUGAAAGUGGUUUGAAAAGUCGUCGUCCACGAAAAAAACAAAAGGUUACACCAGCGAUGGCUAAAAAGAGGCUAGAAUGGGCUAAAAUUCAUGAAAACAUGUCUAUCUAUGACUGGAGUAAGGUAAAAUGUAUGCAAAAAUUGUAUUCAAAGUCAUUUUGAGAGUUUUCACUUAACAUUUGAUAUCAAAAUUUAUUUUAAAUAUGAAGAUGAGUU
Molecule: messenger RNA, 823 nt
Organism: Hydra vulgaris (swiftwater hydra)
Lineage: Eukaryota; Metazoa; Cnidaria; Hydrozoa; Anthoathecata; Hydridae
Source: RefSeq, a predicted model, not a curated record